Molecule: messenger RNA, 8025 nt
Organism: Phlebotomus argentipes
Lineage: Eukaryota; Metazoa; Arthropoda; Insecta; Diptera; Psychodidae
Gene: fmt
Product: serine/threonine-protein phosphatase 6 regulatory subunit 3
Exons: 9
Coding region: 489-3020 (843 amino acids)
Cellular component (GO): cytosol; nucleus
Molecular function (GO): protein phosphatase regulator activity; protein phosphatase binding
Source: RefSeq, a predicted model, not a curated record
CAGUGUGUAAAAAAUGAUGGAUGGGUUUUUGUAAAUUUCUUUUUAGUUUACGCUCUAGUUUAACAAAUUUCAAUGAACUGUGUUGUACUGAGGAGUGUGUGAAAAGUUUCAAUAAUCUCGGGUUCGAUAGUGUUACACGCGUAAUCUCGUGCGUAAGUUGCAAUUCGUGGCGAAAAGUUUUCGGGGCGCGCUGAAAGAAAGGAACUCUUGGUGUGCUGCCAUUCGAGGGGCGACUUGCAGUUUUUUCUCACUCGCACACACAAAACUGCGAGAAUAGCUGGCCAGGAAGCAACAAAAGUCGCAGUUGGAGUUGCUCUUCGUGCCCGGAAACCGCGCUGUUUUCCACCCACUUUUCCACUAGUGCUGCGCGACUACGCUUUCAUGUUGUAUCUGUGAUCCUUUUUCGAAGUGCUGUGUCACCCAUUUAGUAGCAAUUCGCGAGGCCGCCAAGGGACAGAUUUCGCGCCUGUGAACUAAGCAGCCCAGCCAUGUAUUGGGAUGGUUCCUACACGCCGUCUCAGCACAUCGAGGCGCUGCUCAACAAGGAGAACCCGCUGCUCACCGAGAUCCUCGAGGACCAGGACAUCCUGCAGGAGUGCCGCACACAGAACACCAAAUUGGUGCAGUUCCUGAAUCGCCCGGACAUCUUGGAGGAGCUCGUGACGCUGAUCAUCACGGAGCCGCCCGCAGAUGUGGCGGAGAGUGAGCGCUUCAAGCAUUCCAAUCUGGCGUGCGAGAUCCUCACGAGCGACCUGCCGUCCCUCAACCAGAGCCUCGUGUCGGAUCCCGCCAUUCUGCAGAAGCUGUACUCGUUCUUGGAGCGCAAGCCGCCGCUCAAUCCGCUGCUCAUGUCCUUCUUCUGCAAGACGUUCGGCAUGCUGAUCGCGCGCAAGCAGCACCAGGACUGGUUCGCAUAUCAGUACGUGUGCAUCACGGUGCUGGACUUCAUCAAGUCGCGCCAGGACUUUCUGGGCGCCAUGCUGCAGCACAUGGGCACGCCGGUGAUCAUGGACCUGCUGCUGUACAUCAUCAUGCACAUCCAGGGACCGGAGCUGCGGCAGAGUCUGCUUGAGUGGUUCAAUCAGCAGAAUCUCAUUGAACGCCUCAUCCAGGCGCUGGGCGCGGCGGACGGUGACCGUGAGCGGCACGAGAACAUCGCGCUCUUCCUCGUGGAGUACAUCCGCGAGGGCAGGCGGAAGCGGCAGACGGAGAAGGAGGAGGUCAAUCAGGUGGACAUGCUGCUGGAGACGCUGGAGGACGAGAAGACGGCCGAUCUGCUGCUGCGCACGAUUCUCGACGACGAGCGCCGUAGCGACGGCAGCAUUGUCGCCGGCAUAACCAUUAUUCUUGCCUUAAUUGAGUAUUUAACGACAAAUGAGCUUUCCGACGAUUCCGCCGUUCAGUAUCUCGUGAACAAGGAGAAGGAGCACCACUUGACGGUGGUGGAGAAGAUCCUGGGCGUGCUGAAGCUUCACGUGGGGAAAUUUCAUGAGCUCCUCCUGAAAUCACCGGCAAAAUCACCGAUGCUCGUGGAGGCGAACGUGGACAUUUUGCCAGCUUUCGGAAAUACAAGACUUCAUAUAUGCUGUCUAUUCACAGUAUUAAUAGAAACACAAGAUAGUGAUAUUAUCAAUGCAAUUUGUGCAACAGAUUUUUUUAACACAUUGCUCAACCUCUUUAAGCAAUACUGUUGGAAUAAUUUUCUACACAACCAUGUCAACAAGUGUCUGCGCUAUGCCCUCAAAGCCUUUGACACGGGCAUUGAUCAGGAGAACUUCAAAACUCUGUUGCAUUUGUCUGCCUUACAGAAGCACGUGGUGGUUGAUUGUCGGGUCGUGUCAAAGUUGCUGGACUGCUGGAUGUACAAUGAGAGUGAGCAGGAGAAGAAUCAGGGCCGCCGUCUCGGCUACAUGGGCCACCUGAUCCAGAUCCUCGACUCGCUGGUUUCAUGCUACACAAUGUCUGAGGAACUUCGUGCCUUAAUCGACUCGACUCUCACGGAGGACGAGAUGGUGCUGUGGCGGAAGAUUACUGCCGACGAGGAGGAGCGCUCGGGCGAGCUGACGGUGGAGAUGCGGCAGCAGAAGCGCUUCCUGGCCGAUCACAAUCCAUUUCAGGAUGACAACAACGUGGGACCCAAAGACUUCUACAACGAGGCAUCAGAUACGUUUAACGACUUUGGAGACACCAUGCACUCUGCAAUAGAUGAGAUACCGAACAUGGCCAACACUGAGGCCAUCGAUAACUUCUUCUCGGCUUACAUAUCAAGUGACCUGAGUUCGAGUAUCCUGAACACCCUGAAGGUGUGGCCGGAUGAAGAGGAGGCUUUCGAGUCGGAGUGGUCGAAGGAGGAGGACAGCAAGGAGGCCAACUUGGUGAAUUUCAUCAGUCCCUGGGACUCGAACGUGGCGCCGGUCAGGGAGCAGCCGCCACUGGUCGACUCCGGCUGGGCCAAUUUCUCCUCCGACAACUUCGCCGACUUCGACACGCACUUCAACCAGUUCAGCUCCGAUGGCGGAUUUCAGAGUGGCGCGAAUGAUGAUGGCGACAAGGAUGCGGAGGAGAUCGAGAGUCUGGAGGCGAGCAACGGCGCGGACAAGGAUGCAAAUGAGGCGGAAGAGGGCGACGUAGAGAAUAUUCCAGUGGUUGAGGAUGGCAGCAAAACUCCUGAUCAGACUGAAAAUGCAACUGAAGAUAAAACCUGCGAUGAAAAUGCCAAAAAUGGAGACAACUCUCACACUUUUGAAGAAGCUACUGAUGUGCCAUUAAGUGUCGCAACGGAGAGUACCAAUGAUGGUGUGAUUGGCGAUUCUGCGGAGGAGCCAAAGAGCAAUGAAGACAGUGCCGAUGAGAUACUUUCAAGCAAUGGACCAACUGAUAAUUCCAUUGAUGUGGAACUCAAGAAUUGCAACAACAAUGAAAUAAGCGAGUGCAAGAGCCAAGCGACUUCCGCAAAGGCCACAAUUGUGGAUGAGAACAAUGCCGCAUCGCUGACGACUGUGGAGAAUGGACCGGCUUAAGAGUGUGGAAUUUAGGAGCAUUGCGAUUCUGUUGUAGUUGUUGUUGAGAAAAACAAAAACACUUUCUUUCCAAAAUAAUAGAAUUAGAGAGACCGAAAAUGAACUCCCACCCGAUUUAGGAACUCUCAAUUUGAGCAGCGCAAUAGGUAAAGAAUUGGAAACUGUUUUAAUGCUCGCGUUUAUUCGACAGUGAAAAAGCGCGCGCGCGUGUCAAUGAUUGAACGGCGGAAACUUAUUUGCUACAAUCAUAUCAAGCAAGGAUUUCAUUUGUGAAUUGUAUCAAAAGAAAAGGAAAAGUGAAGCACGAAAGGUAGUUAAUGACAAUUAAGGAAGAAGAGAAUAAAAAAUUGAACAUACAAAGAUAAAAAUUGUAAUUAUGAAGUUAGAUAAUGGAAAUAUUUCUUAAGCUUAUAAAAGAAAAAAAAGGUGGAUGAUGAAAUGUGAUUGGAGAUUGAUGGAAUUCUCCGCAGAAGAGAAAUCUCUCAAUUGAUUUGCAUUUUUAAAAUUAAUUUAGUGAGGAGGAAAAACACAACUCAUGUCAAUGAGAGUAAAGAGAGAGAAAGAGAGAAAACUUGAUGAAAAUUAGGAUUAAAAAGUCUUCCGGGGGGAGUGAAAAUAAAAAAAAUCAGCAAACUAUCAAUUGAGCAGUUGAGAACCAUUCAAUUCAAAUUGCAACAGACUAUUUUAUAUAUAAUUUAUAUGAGAUAAAAGCUUUUAAUUUCAGCGCAUCUUCGAAAGCAAAAUGAAAGGAAAAAAACAAACAGAAUUUAAUUGAUUUUGUCAAAGUGUUUUUUGAUGAAAAAAUGAAGAGAUAAUUCCGCCCAAUUUUUAAGAAAUAAGAUAUAAAGUUUUUUGAAUUAGAAAAUACACUGGGAAAAUAUACCAAAAAAACAUGAGAUAUAAAUCUAAUGGUUAAAUAGCAAAACUUCUUCGUGUUAGUUUUUUUAAUUAAACAUCACAUUAUGCUGAGGUGUGAGGAAAACCAACACACACAAACACAGAUAGGAAAAGUGUAAACUAUAAAGUUAGAGAAAACAUGCAGGAACAAAAAUGGUUUAAAUGUGAGGUUUAGAGAUCAACCGACAUACUCAAAUUAUUCAAUACACGCUCUGAGGACUUAAAAGCGAAUGAUAAAAGUGCAUUAUAAAAUAUAAAUUAAUAUUUUUGUAGUUAUUUGCUUUUUCUAUAUAUUUCUAAUUAAUUGUAAAUGUGUAUUUAAACGUGGAGAAGAAAAAUAUGAACAAGAAUGAGUCACGUAAAAUGCAAAAGAAAAACCAGUAAAUUGAAUGAUGUUACUAAGAAAAAGAAGGGGGACAGAAAAGAAUGGUAAAACCAGUGAGAGAGGAGAGAAAGAGAGAAGCUUGAGGAAAAGAACGUUUUGUGUGAUUUAUUGCUCAAAAGAAUCAGUGACAAAUUUUUUAUAAUAAAUUCCACCCACCAUAAAAGAGAAGUAAAUAAAAUAACAUUAACAUUGAAGGAUAAAUAUUUCACGUAAUUCUCUUUAAUGAUAAAUAAAAUGCUGACGCUGUUCACAUAUUAAGUAAUAUAGACUUUAAAUGGGGGAUUAAUAAGACGUGAGAGGAAUGCAAAAGGACACCCAGAAUAACUCCUGAAUUGACAUUGAUUGUGCGUACAAAAUAACUAAUCAUCCUAAAAUGAGAGCUGAAUUUUGGGUUUGUUUUUUCUCUUAGUGUGUAAACAGCAAAAUUUCAUGAAAUAUGCACUCAAGAUAACAUGAAAAUGGACCAGUUAAUCAUACUUAAAGUUAAAUGACGAUGAGGAGGAGAUGUUUGAGGGCGAAGAAUUUGUGGAAGCAAAUGAAUUAGAAAGAAGAAAAAAAAACUACAUUUUGCACAAACUAUAAGUGAAUAAAAGAAGAAAAUUAGUAGAGAAGAAGAAAAAAGGUUAGCAACGUGGGAGAAAAGUUAUAUUGACAUUUUUUCUCUGUUCAUUCUGCAUUUUUUUUUUAAUUCUUUUCCUCCUUUUGAAGAAAAUAGACCAUGAGACACAAAACUUUGGGAAAUUGUCUUGUAAAACACGAUCUCAAAAGCAAUAGUUAGAGCCUGAAAGCGUGGAUUUAGAGAAAGUCAGGGACUUUCGGCGUAGAUUUUAGUGUCAUUUCCUCUGUGUUGUUUUGUUGCCCAUCAGCGCUUUUCACGGGACAAUUUCCUCAAGUCGCGUGUCGAGCAAAGAAACUACCUCAAAUCAUCAUGGAAUGAUCACGAUUUUCAUUUUCCUCAGCAUUAACGAGAGAUUCCCAGAGUGAAAGAGAGGAUGAAGGCUAAAAAGAAGAUGAAAUGAUGUCACAAGAAAGGUUUUUUUUAUGCUUAAUUUGGCUGAAUUUAAAAAUCCAUAUAAUAAAAUUGCAUUAAUGCAGACAAUGAAAACUUGUGGUGAAUUUGAGUUUUGAAAAGACAUGUUUGCGUGUGCUAAACAUUUAAUUUCCCCUUUUUGUCAAGCAUGAAUAGGCGAAAACAACUGCAAAACUUUGAUUUUUGGAUUAAAUAAAACGAUACAAAAAAAUGUGGCGAGAAAGCGAUGAAGAAAGAAGCGCAAAAAUGGAAACUCUAAAGAAAAAAAAACAGCAAAGAAACUUUAAAUUUAUUGUAUUUGAUGAAAAGAAGUGACAAAUUUUUAGAAAAACAUGGUGCAAUAAUGUGAUUUCAAGCAUUAAAAAUAAUUAAAGGAAAUUUAUAAACCAUUUUUUAUUAAGAGUUUUAAAAUGAUGAUGAAAAAAAGUGAAGAAAUAUAAACUGUGCCUAUAAAUAUAACCAAAAAAAAGUGGUGAAGACGGAAGAGUUUGUUUUCGAUUUUCCUUUCAAUUUUAUGUCUUUAAGUAAUGAGUAAAAAAAAAUGAAAACCAAUUUGAUGAGAAGAAAUCACGAUGAUUUUUCGUAUUGCAACUUAUUAUUUAACUUAUGGAGAUAAGAAAAACUAUGGUAAUGGACAAGUACAUAAAGAUAUAGUUUUAAAGCGAGAAAUAAGUCGUCGGGAGGCUGAAAAGUGGGCGGAAAUGAUGAAAAGUGCAGGUAAUUUAGGAGGAUUGAAGGAAAGAAUUUUUCCUUUUGAUAUUACCAUGUGAGGAAAAGUGGUUUAAUUUUGAGGGAGAAUAAUUUUACUGAGCGACUCUGCAGGUGAAAAAAAAUUAUGGAAAUGUAAAAGCUUAGAAUUUGUAUGUGUCUUAAAAAAUAUUAAUUCUUAAUCUCUAAGCAUAAAAAAGAGUCAAGAGGUAUUUUAAGGUAAAAGAAAAAAAAGAAACAUGACUAAAGUAGAAAAACAACACCCAAUGAAGAAUAUCAAUAAUUUCCUUCGGCACUUUAGCAAUUGCCGACUAAACUUCUUGUGGCUUGUCUGAGACUUUGAGGGAAUGCAUUAAAAAAGUUGAAGAAAAAAUAAGAAUUCUAUUCACUCUCCUGAAAAAUAAGUAAAUUUAAUAUCCAAAAGUGAUAUCAAAAAAACGACUCUGAAACGCAUAUCUCAAAUCUUGAUUACAUAUGAACAUUUUACAAAGAAAAAGAAGUUGAAAAAGAGAGAAAACAAUUAGAAUUUUCCUUUUUCCCAAGAUAAAAAAAACUUUUCAUUUCCAUAAAAGAUGUUCUUUUCCCAGAAAAAAAAAUGAAGAAGAAAAUUAAUAAGUGAAAUACCCAAUCGAUUGAAUGUGAGCAGAAACAGUGCGAUAUAAAAUGUGUAUAGAAGAUAAAUAAGACAGAAAAACCUAAUAAAUGUAUUAAGAAAUAUCUUUUUAGUAGAAGAGAGAGAGAUUAUGAGAAGGAAUAUUCAACUUUAGUAUGUGUUUUGACGACGUGAUAGCUUAAAAAAAAAUAUUAUUAAUGAGGAAUAAUAAGAAAGAAUAGUGUGACUAACUUAUUCAUCGCUGUUAUGUAUAAUGAAAGACAUAAAAAAAACACUGAAAAGUUACAAAAAAAAAUUAGUUGAAUCAUGAAAGAAAAAAUUGACGUGAAGAGAAGUUAUAACAAUGAAUUUCAAUUCCCGGUGCUCAUCUUCCUGCUUCAAGAAACAUCAUUGCAAAAGUGAAACGUUUAGGAACUCCAAGAAGUGAAACAAGAUGAAAGAAAAGACAGAGAAAACUAAAGAUGAUAGCAAUUGUGAGAAACAACGAAAGUUUUAAAUUACAAAUGUGUAAAAUCUUUGCAAUCAAUUAUUGCAUAUUCUAAACAAUUAUUAAUUUCUCCACAUGGAAAAGCACACACACACACAAGAAGCCAGAGAAAUGCAACAAUAACUUGAGAAACAUGAGACAUAAUGGACAAAAUGUGACCAAAGGAAAAGUCUUUAUUUAUUUGAUUGUUUGUGUUAUAGCGAGUUUUUCAUUCGGACAUCAGAAAAGCGCUUUGCAUAGAGAGAGAGAGAGAGAGAGAGAGCAAGAAAUGAAGGAGUGUAGCAAAAUUAUGAAAAUACAGCAACAGCAUUACCAAUAUUUACGGCAUAUUGAUUAAGUUAUUGAGUAAAAGAAAGGAAACCCAGUAAAACAGUGAAGAAAAAAUGGAAAAUAUCUUAAGUAUAUAAACUGCUAAAAAAAAGUUCUGUUAAACACACAAAAACACGUUAAUAGCAUUAGAAAGUAUAAUAAAUUUAAAACACCCACACACACAUUUCUAGAGAGGAGAAGAGAUGAAGAAGGUUUUUUUCCGGCAAAGAGAAGAUCACAGAGAAACUUUCUUGGGGACUGAUAAGAAACUCAACUUAUUUUUAAAAUAUCUUCCUGAGCUUUAAGAGAGUAGAUGUUUUCCUCCGUUUGUACUUCUUAAGAGAGAUGUGGUUUUACAAAACGGCGAAAAGUAGAUGCGAAAAUGGUCUCUAUUAUUGUGUAUUUUGUUUGUGUUUUAUUUUCCUCUUGAAAUCAAAGACGGUUCCUGCCAUAAAGAAAUACCUUUGUAAACUUUUAUUUGUUGCCUUUAAAAUAAUUCAAAGAGAUUGAAGUUUUCCGCUAAUUUGUAAAUGUGUGAAACUACUUUAAGAGCUAGAAUAAAUAUCCUUAAAAUAA